AUGCCGCUUCAUCACUUGAUGAUAGGAACAUGGACGCCGCCAGGCGCUAUCUUCACCGUGGCCUUCGACGACGAGAAAUUGACGUUGGAGCUGGUCAAGCGAACUGAAAUUCCUAAUGACGAGCCCAUCUCAUGGAUGACCUUCGAUCACGCCAAGAAGAACAUCUAUGGAGCGGCCAUGAAGAAAUGGUCUAGCUUCGCCGUCAAGAGCCCGACGGAAAUCAUACAUGAGGCCUCGCACCCGAUGAACCACGACCCCCAAGCGAGCCUAGCUACGACUAAUACACGCGCCAUCUUCCUCCUCGCGGCGAAACAGCCCCCUUAUGCCGUCUACUGCAACCCCUUCUACUCCCACGCCGGUCAUGGGAGCGUCUUCUCGAUCUCAUCGUCAGGUAAACUCGCCGACAACAUUCAGAACUUCCCUUACCAGCCGAAUACGGGAAUUCACGGCAUGGUGUUUGAUCCGACGGAAACGUACCUGUACUCGGCGGACCUCAAGGCGAACAAGCUCUGGGUUCACAAGAAGGCGGGUUCAGGUUCGGUGGAGCUCGUGGGCAGCGUGGAUGCACCAGAUGCCAAGGACCAUCCACGAUGGGUGGCGAUGCAUCCUUCAGGUCAAUACCUGUACGCGCUCAUGGAGGCGGGCAACAGGCUCUGCGAAUACGUGAUCGAUCCGGCGACGCACAUGCCUGUAUAUACGCAUCACUCGUACCCGCUGAUCCCGCCCGGCAUCCCCAACUCGAACACGAUGUACCGUAGCGAUGUCUGUACUCUGACCAAGUCGGGGCGGUACCUGUUCGCGACGAGCCGGGCCAACAGCUUCGACCUGCAAGGGUAUAUUGCGGCGUUCCGGCUGCGAGACUGCGGGUCGAUCGAGAAGCAGAUAUGUCUCAACCCAACGCCGACGAGCGGCGGCCACAGCAAUGCGGUGGCACCGUGCGACUGGAGCGAGGAGUGGCUCGCCAUCACGGACGACCAGGAAGGGUGGGUCGAGAUAUACCGAUGGAAGGACGAAUUCCUCGGGCGUGUCGCGCGGUGUCGCAUCCCAGAGCCUGGCUUUGGCAUGAACGCUAUCUGGUACGACUAG
Xylaria bambusicola is the source of this 1086-nucleotide messenger RNA. Its product is annotated as 3-carboxy-cis,cis-mucoante lactonizing enzyme. The record is from RefSeq and is a predicted model, not a curated record. Lineage: Eukaryota; Fungi; Ascomycota; Sordariomycetes; Xylariales; Xylariaceae. Gene Ontology annotation, molecular function: protein binding; 6-phosphogluconolactonase activity. The coding region runs from base 1 to 1086 and encodes 361 amino acids. The transcript has 3 exons.